This is a messenger RNA of Colletotrichum orchidophilum, 1485 nucleotides long. RefSeq lists its product as uncharacterized. NCBI's taxonomy places the organism in Eukaryota, Fungi, Ascomycota, Sordariomycetes, Glomerellales, Glomerellaceae. Gene Ontology annotation, biological process: transmembrane transport. Gene Ontology annotation, molecular function: transmembrane transporter activity. Bases 1 to 1485 code for a protein of 494 amino acids. The record is from RefSeq and is a predicted model, not a curated record. The transcript has 5 exons.
AUGUCUCAGCUCGGUCGUCAGACGCCAAAGGUUGAAAGCAAAGCCCGCAAUGUUUUUCGCGGGACGAUAUUCCAAGCCGUCUUGCUGGGCCUCAUCAGCUUCACUCAGCCUGGCAUAUGGACGGCAAUGAACAAUUUGGGAGCUGGCGGUCAAGCGGAACCAUACGUCAUCAAUGCUGUGAACGUCAUUACCUUUGUGAUCAUGAUUGUGUUGUCACCAUUGGCCAGCAUGGUGGGAAACCUGAUUGGCAUGAAGUGGAUCGUUGUCAUUGGAACCCUAGGCUACGUGCCGUACUCCGCUGCGCUCUAUUGCAACUCGAUCUGGGGAACGCAGUGGUUUCUAAUCUUUGGUGCUGUUACAUGUGGAAUUUCAGCAUCGGCACUGUGGCCAGGUGAAGCCGCUAUCGCUGUCGGUUAUCCCGAAGUUGCUCGUCGUGGUGUCUGCAUUAGUAUCUGGAUGGCUCUUGGAAAGCUCGGAUCCAUCAUCGCCACCGCAAUUCAACUUGCCAUCAACAAAGACAGCGACACAACCGGUGCCAUCUCACCCUCGACUUACCUGGUUUUGGUUGCAAUCCAGUGCUUGGGGCUGCCGCUUUCCCUGCUGCUAGCACCCCCAGACAAGCUUAUUCGCAAAGACGGGAAGAAGCCCAUCUUUGCGAACUCUCAGCGGUCGUUCAAGACGCAGUUUAGGGGGUUUCUCGCGCAGUUCAAGCGAAGAGAAGUUCUACUCCUCAUCCCGGCCUUCAUCACCGCGCAAUGGGGCGUCACGUACCAAGGCAACUACAUGGCCGCGUAUUUCACCGUUCGUGCACGUACACUCGCCGGUUUCAUCAUUGCUAUUGUCGGCGCGAUAUCCAAUGUUCUAGCCGGGUGGUGGCUUGACUCAAAGCACUUGAAGAGAACCACGCAAGCACGUUGGAGUUGGUAUUUCUUGUUGGCACUCUUCACACUCGUUUGGAUCUGGAAUCUAGUCGUCCAGGAGCGGUGGGCAAGAGAAAGCCCCGGUGCGAUUGACUGGAGCAGCAAGAGCUUCGGCGAGGGAGUCGCAAUCUUUAUUCUUUACCGGUACGAGGUCUCCCUAUCAACCUCCAAGUUCACAAUGGAAGCGAAUACUAACGAACACACCUUUAGCAUUGCUUACGAGACUGUGGGUGUGUGGCUUUACUGGACCCUCGGGACUUUCGACGUUGAAGCAGACACGAUUGCGUUGUCAAUGGGUGUCCUUCGCUCCGGAGAAUCGCUGGGAUCGGCACUUGCCUAUGCAGUCGGCUCCGUUCGCAGCGCCUCUUUGAUGACGAACCUCAUCAUAUCUGUGGUUGUCUUCUACGUGGGAGCGCCCGCGACGACCUGGGCUGCCCUCCUUGUCAAGGAUAGAAUCCCAGGAGAAUUCUCCGGCUCAGACAGCGAUGCCGACGUCUCUAACGCAAACACAGCCGAGCAAUCCGACGCAGAACAGAUUCAAGUCAACUCUGGGUCCAAAGCAUGA